Molecule: messenger RNA, 318 nt
Organism: Angiostrongylus costaricensis
Lineage: Eukaryota; Metazoa; Nematoda; Chromadorea; Rhabditida; Metastrongylidae
Source: the annotation of a GenBank genome assembly
AUGACAGACGACUGCAAAAGUUUGUAUGGUGAUAAACUGAAACUCGUUCAACUUCGCCUUGGACAGAUGCAGCGUGGGAUUUUGGACUUGUUGAAGGAGCACGGAAAAGCAAAAGAGCUUCUAAAAAAGGGAAAAUUGCGAGAGGAGCGCUUUGGAAGUCUUUGCACUGAAGUGGCUGCUUUCAGAAUGAAUCCAUCUCCAAAGUUCAAUUCACUUUCUAUAUCUUUGGACGAAGAAGCGCGGAACUAUCAUAGUCAGCGGAUUUCGGAAAUGUUACAGCAAGGAGAUUCAGAAAAAGAGAACAGAUUUAAACGAUAG